Molecule: messenger RNA, 1566 nt
Organism: Colletotrichum truncatum
Lineage: Eukaryota; Fungi; Ascomycota; Sordariomycetes; Glomerellales; Glomerellaceae
Product: heterokaryon incompatibility protein
Source: RefSeq, a predicted model, not a curated record
AUGCCUCGCUAUGUAGCGUUGAGCUACGUGUGGGGAACGUGUCCGGUGUUGAGGCUGUUGAAAAGCAACGUUGAGUCGUUGGGAAAAGACGGGGCAUUGUGGAAAGAGAAGCUCCCAAAAACCAUCACUGACGCAUUGGAUCUUGUCAACAGACUUGAAGAACACUAUCUAUGGGUGGAUGCUCUUUGCAUCACCCAGGACGACCCUGAAGAAAUGCAAAGCAGCAUCCCUUGCAUGAAUACUAUCUACCAAACUGCGAGCCUUACUGUCAUUGCAGCCGCUGGCAACAGUGCGGAUGCCGGACUGCCGGGACUACGGCCAGGUACAAGAUGGCACGCCCCAAAAAAUUUCGAAGUCGGCCCGCUGCGGUAUAUCACAUCUUCCACUUCCACGCGGGAUCAGUUUGAAUUUCUCCAAGGAAGCUACUGGUCCACGCGAGGAUGGACGUUUCAAGAAGGACACCUGUCUAGAAGAAGGCUCGUGUUCACCAAUGAGCAGGUAUUCUGGAGCUGCUCCAAGUUCAGCAGGUGCGAGGAAGUUCGUCUCGAGGACACCAACCGCUUCUACCCAUUUAGCACUAGCGAAGCGUCAGAAAUGGUUCCAGGGAACCUAGAUGUCGACGAUCGUCCCGCAGUAUGGCAAGACAAGUGCCUGAAGUAUUACAUCGACGGAUACUCAUACAAAUCACUGUCCCACGACGAUACUGACAGACUCAACGCUUUCAAGGGCAUGAUUUCAUAUGUAGCUGGAGCGACAAAGGAUCGGUUCUUUGGAGGUCUUCCAUGCUCGUACUUUGGGGAAAAAUUGAUCUGGGAAGUAUUCCCGGAACAAUUUUUUGAAAAAGACUGGGAUCAUACCGUAACCAAGUCGCUACCUACGCUUCAACGUCGUCACAAGUAUCCAAGCUGGUCCUGGCUUGAUUGGAAGGGACAUGUGUACUUCUUCUACGAAAAAGAAUCGUAUGAGCCAAGGCAAAUCGGUUUUUACCGACUAGAGAAUAGCGAGUUAAUCCACAUCAAUAGUGAAGGAAGCCGGAAUAGGAGAAGAAACUACGAGUACACCAACAACGGCAGUGGCUACCGUGCUAAAAUACCAUUGGAUGAGGCGCCACAAGAGGUUCGACCGACCGUGGAAUCCGCCUCCCAUUUCGCAGACUAUGAUGGUUUCAAAAGCCUCCAGAGAGAUCCGCGCAUUUUCUUCUAUACUCAGUCGGCUAUACUGAAUUUCAAGCCGCGCGAUUGCACAUCUAAGAAGAUCAUGACCUGGGAGGACCUCCGCGAUGCGAGGACUACAACCACAGUUGAGGGUGUCGGGAUUGUGUUUUCAAGCAGUAGCUUCCAGCACUGGGGUUAUGACGGCCCACGCGAGUUUAUUGUGAUUAACCAAACACAUCUGUUGCAAGAGACGGAUCCUGAUAAUGGCCUUAUCUCAAACGACCGCUUGACCCUUAUGGAAAUUAGCUGGAAGGAUAGCACUGCUUACAGAGAGACUUUGGCCACAGUGAAUGAAGCCGAUUGGAGGAAGAAAGUUCCAAAUGUUCAGAGAAAAAGGAUUUCGUUGGGCUAA